GCGGCGGUGGUGGCGGCGGUAGCAGUAGUGUCAAUAAUACAAUAGGGCUCUUGUACCGCAGCCUGGCCUGCCAAGAGGGAGAGUACAAGGGCAAGGGCCCGCUUCCCCCAGAGCACGAGAGGAAAGAGGGGAAGCAGGCGGCAUGUUGCAGGGCCCUAGUCAGGACAGGCAGGCCCGGGGGCAGCGCCGCUGCGACUGAAGAACGGGGGCACCGAUGAGCAACGCGAGAUAGCAGUAGCCUGAGCAAGAACCGAGCUCCAGGCCUGGUGGAGCGCAAACCGUGGUCACCGCCAUCUCCAGAGCCACAAGGAUGCGUCAGGAUGAAACGCUACAGGCAUCUAAGCAGCAGUGACAGUUCAGACAAUGAAAGUCCUUCCACUUCUUUCUCCUUUUGUUCUAAAUACAGAAGCAAAUCAAAAACACCAGCAAAUGAACAAAAAAAGCCUGCCGAGGUGUUUCGAAAGGACCUCAUAAGUGCCAUGAAACUGCCAGACUCUCAUCAUAUUAACCCAGAUGAAUAUUACUUGUUUGCGGAUACCUGGAAACAAGAAUGGGAAAAGGGUGUUCAAGUCCCUGCAAGCCCAGAAACUAUUCCAAAACCUUCUCUCAGAAUUGUAGCAGAAAAAGUAAAGCAAGUACUUUAUACACGGCCCAGAAAGUACAUCCAUUGUUCAAGCCAAGAGUCUGCUGAACCUGGCUACAUCAACAUUCUAGAAUUGGCAGAAUCAAUGUGUCGAUAUGACUUGGAUGACAUGGAUAUCUUCUGGCUUCAGGAAGUAAAUGAGGAACUUGCUGAAAUGGGAUAUGGACAGCUUGAUGAAAAUACCAUGGAGAAAUUGGUAGAAGUCCUGGAACGUCACUGUCAUGAGAAUAUGAACCAUGCCAUUGAAACAGAGGAAGGGCUUGGUAUAGAAUAUGAUGAAGAUGUAAUCUGUGAUGUAUGCCGAUCUCCUGAUAGUGAAGAUGGAAAUGAUAUGGUGUUUUGUGAUAAAUGUAACAUCUGUGUGCAUCAGGCAUGCUAUGGCAUCCUAAAAGUUCCUGAGGGGAGUUGGCUUUGCCGUACUUGUGUUUUAGGUAUACAUCCUCAGUGUCUCUUGUGUCCAAAGAGGGGUGGAGCUAUGAAAGCUACAAGAACGGGUACUAAGUGGGCACAUGUGAGUUGUGCUCUCUGGAUUCCAGAGGUAAGCAUUGCUUGUCCAGAAAGGAUGGAACCGAUUACAAAAGUGUCUCACAUUCCUCCAAGUAGAUGGGCUUUAGUUUGCAGUUUAUGCAAAGUGAAAACUGGUGCUUGUAUCCAGUGCUCUGUGAAGAGCUGUAUCACUGCCUUUCAUGUCACAUGUGCCUUUGAGCAUAGCUUAGAAAUGAAAACAAUCCUGGAUGAUGGUGAUGAAGUCAAGUUCAAGUCAUAUUGUCUAAAGCAUAGCAAAACCAAGCAAAAUUUGAUACUUGAUACAGAGAACCUCAAGAGCACAGUAGACCAGAAGCAAACUGAGAGUGAGAAAACCAGUUUGCGUGCUCAGAAACUUCAAGAACUGGAGGAAGAGUUCUAUUCACUUGUGAGAAUAGAUGAUGUUGCAGCAGAACUGGGGCUUCCGAAGCUCACUGUGGACUUGACCUUUAAUUACUGGAAAUUAAAAAGGAAGAGUAACUUUAAUAAACCAUUAUUUCCUCCCAAGGAGGAUGAAGAAAAUGGCUUGAUUCAGCCAAAAGAAGAUAGCAUUCAUACUCGAAUGAGGAUGUUUAUGCAUUUGAGACAGGAUUUAGAGAGGGUAAGGAAUCUUUGCUACAUGGUAAGCAGAAGAGAAAAAAUAAAACUUUCUCAUAGCAAAGCACAUGAACAGAUCUUCAAUUUACAAGUCCAACUUAUUAAUCAGGAAAUUGCUGCAGGUAAUGAAUGCAUAACAGACAUUUUCUAUAUAUUCAUAUCUCUCUCAACCUUUGAAAACCCUACGUUCACUGGACAAACUCUUCCCACCCGCUCACCCAUUGAUCAAGAGUCUGGGAAGCGGAGGGUCCUUGGGGAUAUUCGGCUUGCGGACGCAGCUCUGAAGGCCCGAAACCGGAUCGAUCCCAACGGCAAUUACUUCGACGUCGGAGCUUGCGGCUGCAGCUCCGACGGGCGUCAAAGACUCUACCGGGUCGCUCCUAACCUUCCUGAGACCGGUGCAAGCGGCUACGGCUUUGAAGCCUUUGGGGCAGCCGGAUCGAUCUAA
Protobothrops mucrosquamatus (brown spotted pit viper) is the source of this 2213-nucleotide messenger RNA. It is a transcript of the gene JADE3, whose product is annotated as jade family PHD finger 3. Gene Ontology annotation, biological process: regulation of transcription by RNA polymerase II. Lineage: Eukaryota; Metazoa; Chordata; Lepidosauria; Squamata; Viperidae. The transcript is spliced from 12 exons. Bases 321 to 2213 code for a protein of 630 amino acids. The record is from RefSeq and is a predicted model, not a curated record. Gene Ontology annotation, cellular component: histone acetyltransferase complex.